GGGCGUAGUAGUUAGUAGUAGUAGCAACGAUCUUUAUUUAGUAUCCACGCGUGGCUGCGCGGCUUGUCAUUCACAACGUAGACGAAUCUCUAUGUUUCGCGAUCGCGUAUUUCCUCGAAAGCCAAUGUUACAAAUUGUUAAGUGCCUUAAUUAAUUCUUCCACUUGUAAAUAAUAUAUAAGAAACUGAUGAAAUGGAUCUUUUACUUAUAAAUGAUUAUUUGAAGACAUAUUCUGGCAGAGACAAAAUAUUAAGAACCCUUUCUUAUUCGGCAAAGUUACUUACUGUAUGUACUUCAUCUAAGAAUACUGAAAAAAAACUUAAGACCUUUGGAAGUCAAAUGAGUGAAUGCAGAAUGAUGUUGCGCUUAUUAGAUGAUCUUCCAAUGCUUCACUGCAUCAUGACAUAUGGAUGGGGGAAAAAGGAACCUGACUGGUUGAUUAGAUGGAGUCAAGUGAUACAAAAUGUAGUAGACAUAAUUUAUUCUCCUAUAGAGCACAUUUCUUGGGCUGGUCAGCAUAAUAUCAUAUCAAUUAAUAUUGACAAAUGGGAUGUCGCUACAACUUGGUUUUGGAUAGUUUCUUUACAUCUGUCCUUACUUAGGUCACUAAGAUUACUCAAAAACCUUCAGAAGUAUAAAACAGAUUUGAAAAAAAGUAAUCCUGAUGCACAAAACACAUUGAAAGAGAUCAACGAGCAACGACAGAGUGCAUUAUUGGUAUGCACACGUCUUGCUCUGGAUAUUACCUAUGCAAUUAGUUACUUACCACCAGGCAUACUUUGGGGAGGCUGUUUAAGAACAUGGCAUGUUGGUGCACUUGGCACAAUAUCAUCGUUAAUCGGGCUUUAUCAGGCUUUUAGCCAACGACUAAAAAGUUGAAAAGUUGUUUUAGAUAAGGAAGUUUUAUUGUUACAUUGAUUAUUAAAAAUAUGAGAUGUAGAGCUGUAUAUAUUAUGUAUAAUAGCAUCAAAUUAUUAAUAUAUAUUUAGGUUUAUACACAUAAUAUAUAUUACUUUAUAUAUUUCAUCGACAAAUGUAAAUUUUGCUAUAAAAUUAAAAGAAAUACACAAAGUAUUGUAUGUAUAUAAAUAAUAUACAAAUAUAUAAAUAUGUAUAAUAAGGAAA
Formica exsecta is the source of this 1125-nucleotide messenger RNA. RefSeq names its product peroxisomal membrane protein 11C (gene Pex11c). Gene Ontology annotation, cellular component: peroxisomal membrane. NCBI's taxonomy places the organism in Eukaryota, Metazoa, Arthropoda, Insecta, Hymenoptera, Formicidae. The coding region runs from base 193 to 879 and encodes 228 amino acids. The transcript has 4 exons. Gene Ontology annotation, biological process: peroxisome fission. The record is from RefSeq and is a predicted model, not a curated record.